Messenger RNA from Oppia nitens, 1015 nucleotides. Its product is annotated as gastrula zinc finger protein xLCGF3.1-like. Gene Ontology annotation, molecular function: DNA-binding transcription factor activity, RNA polymerase II-specific; RNA polymerase II cis-regulatory region sequence-specific DNA binding. Gene Ontology annotation, cellular component: nucleus. The record is from RefSeq and is a predicted model, not a curated record. Gene Ontology annotation, biological process: regulation of transcription by RNA polymerase II. The coding region runs from base 1 to 1008 and encodes 335 amino acids. NCBI's taxonomy places the organism in Eukaryota, Metazoa, Arthropoda, Arachnida, Sarcoptiformes, Oppiidae. The transcript has 10 exons.
AUGUCCGACACUUUGCUUUUGUUGCAGACUUUGCGAUCGGAAAACUCUGGUCUUAAGAAUGACUUCCGACGAGUCAUGUCUGUAGUCCGAGAGAUAUUCGAAUGGAUCGACGCUUUGGUCGCGCGAUGUCUUUGUGUCGACAAAGAAGACAACGCGAAAACUCUUUUUCAAUUUAGACAACGAAUUGAUGGCAAAGAAGUGGUCGAAAAAAAACGUCGAAAAGGAAAACGAAAAAAAGGACGAGUUUUGACUCAAUCGGGAAAACAAGUCUUUUUGAGUCGAACUAAACGUCUUCAAUGUCAAUGGCCCGGAUGUGAUGCUAUUUUUCGCGACAGAGAAGACCUUGAGAAUCAUAAAUGGCGUCACACGGGAACCAAGAAAUACACCUGCGAGUGGCCGGGUUGUCUCAAAUCGUUUUCGUCUCGUUCUUAUCUCAAGAAACACGUGUCCACUCACGUGGAUCCGAAUCAGUUCCGCUGUUUUCACGCGAACUGUGACCACAGAUUCGUGUCUUCAGUCGAACUCAAGGAUCACUUCAUUGCUAUUCAUAACGCAAACAAACCUUUUGAAUGCGAGUUCCCGAAUUGCGGCCAACAGUUUGCCGUAAAACGCAAUCUCAAAGACCAUCAGGUCGUCCACUCAAAAGAGAAGCCUUUUCAGUGCGAUUGGCCGGGCUGUGAAUCGGAGUUUAAACGCAAACAACAAUUGGAGAUUCAUAUGAAUGAAGUUCACCGAACGGCCGACAAAGUGGUCUGUGAUUGGCCGGGUUGUGAUUCGACAUUCAGUUCGGAAAACAAAUUAAAAACUCAUAAAAUGAGACACACCGGAGAAAAACCAUUCAAGUGUCCGCAUUGCGAAUGGCGUUUCCGACAGAAAAACCAUUUAAAGACUCAUCUUUUGAAACAUUCGGGAGAAAAGCCUUUUCAAUGUCAAGACUGCGACCGACGAUUUCAAACGAAACAAACUCUUCGUUUUCAUUCAGAAAAGAGUCAUCGAAUCAGUUCUUAAGACACAU